AUGAUUUCUCGCCGUCGCGUUGCUCUACAACAUCGGCGCUGCAAGCUCUAUGGCGAAUGGCUCGCUCACAAGACACUAGAGGUAUCCCCCAACAAUCGCGCUGGUUGCAAGGACACGCAAUGUAAGAAGAAUGCCGAGAAAAUCACAAAGGGCACUCUUCGCUUCGGUAGCUGGGUUACCAUUGAGGAGCACGGGAGCUGGUCUUGGAAACACUGGGGUUGUGUCUCUGGUCAACAGCUGGAGAAUGUCCGUGAACUGUGCCAGCAGCCUGAUGGUAGCUUUGAUUGUGACGCUAUGGACGGUUACGAUGAGCUUGCCGCACACUCUGAACUGCAAGAGAAGGUCCGCCGCUGUAUUAAUCAGGGCUUCAUUGACCCUGAGGACUUCAAAGGCGACCCCGAGAAGAACAAGCUCGGUGAGAAGGGCAUCCACUUAACCGCAGCACAAAAGAAGAAGAAGGCGGCUGCUGAAGCCGACGCCGCAGGCGAUGAGGAAGAGAAGCCCAAGCCCAAGGCUAAGCGUGGACGCAAGAAGGCUGCCAAUGACGACGAUGAGGAUGAACCUCAACCUAAGAGGGCACGAAAGAGCAACGUUGUCAAGGAUGAGGACGAGGAGGAGAAGCCUGUGGCCAAGCCAGCCCGUGGUCGCAAGGCCGCCAAGGUCAAGGACGAGAGUGAAGAUGAGGCUCCGGUUCCUGCCGCCGCCCCCGCCAAGAGAGGACGUAGAGUGUCAGCUCAAAAGGCCAAGGUUGAAUCUGAUGCCGAGGAGAAGCCUACUCCUGUGAAGAAGGGAAGAAAGGCGGCCGCAAAGAAGGAGGUCAAGGAUGAGAGUGAGGAUGAAGAAUCAGCUCCUGCUCUUGCGCCUACUCCUGCCAAGCGGGGACGCAAGGCCGCUGCACCAAAGGCUGAGGAGGACGAGAAGAAACCUGCUCCCGCCAAGCGAGGCCGAAAGGCUGCUACGAAGAAGGCUGCUACCCCCGAGGACGAAGAUGCUGCUGAAGAAGAAGAGGUAGCCGAAGAGAAGAAGCCUGCACCAAAGGCUGUAGGCCGCCGGGGCCGCUCCAGCAAGGUGGCUUAA
Messenger RNA from Fusarium sp. VM40, 1077 nucleotides. The record is from the annotation of a GenBank genome assembly. NCBI's taxonomy places the organism in Eukaryota, Fungi, Ascomycota, Sordariomycetes, Hypocreales, Nectriaceae.